Messenger RNA from Tarenaya hassleriana, 585 nucleotides. RefSeq lists its product as uncharacterized. The record is from RefSeq and is a predicted model, not a curated record. The coding region runs from base 1 to 585 and encodes 194 amino acids. NCBI's taxonomy places the organism in Eukaryota, Viridiplantae, Streptophyta, Magnoliopsida, Brassicales, Cleomaceae. The transcript has 3 exons.
AUGGCGGAUACUUCACUUUUUAUUCUUCGGGCCAAAGAGUUUCACCUCUUUGUUCUUGUGUAUGUUGAUGAUCUCAUUGUCACAGGCAGUUGUCCCAACCGUAUUCAAGAGUUUAUCACUUCGCUGGCAGCUCGAUUCUCUCUCAAGGAUCUUGGACUUCUCUCAUUUUUCCUCGGCAUUGAAGCGUCGCGGUCGGCCAAAGGACUCUUCCUUUGCCAGUGCAAGUAUAUCUCCGAUCUUUUACACCGCAACAACAUGCAUGAUGCGAAGGCCGUCUCCACUCCGAUGGCUUCUACCUCUCGGCUUACACUCAAGUCCGAUUGGGCUGGUGACCCUGGAGAUUUCAAGUCCACCGGAGCGUUUGUAGUGUAUCUUGGUAAACAUCCUAUAUCUUGGUCCUCGAAGAAGCUCUCGGUCACUCUCGAUCCUCCACCGAAGCCGAGUACAGUGGAAUCUGGUUCUCUUCGAGUUCUGCAUGUUAGCUCGCGGGAUCAACUUGCAAACGUUCUUACCAAACCGCUUCCCCGGAAUUCAUUUCACGAUCUCAUUGCCAAGAUCGGCAUCACCUCCGGUGCUCCGACUUGA